GACUCGGCUGAUCUCCUCCCCUGUGCUCCACUGCUUGAUCAGUUGCUGCCAACAGAGAGAUGGAGAUGAUGCUCGGAAGGUGUUCCCUUCAUCUUUCCACCCCUGAAACUCACCAUCUCCCCUUUCCACUACUAUUCUCUCAUCCGCCCCCCCCCCCCCUCUUCUGGACUCUCCUUUCUAGUCAGGAGCGGGGCUCACCUUCAGCAGGUGUCGGCACUGCUUGGGCAGACACAGGUAGUAUGGCACCAGCUGGUUUGCGUGCCUCAGGACAGCACUGAUGACCGUUGCCUCUGUGAGACACGACAGCAGCUAUGGAAGGAAAAGCGGAAGGAGAGAGAGCGGUGAGUGAGUGAGCGAGCGGGGAAUCUCGCAUGGGGAGGACAGAGAUCCAGACUGGAGAAACCAAAACCAGCUGGUCUAAUGCAACAGCGGCUGACAUUCAGGACAGACCUGGACGAUCCCACUGAGGUACAUCUUUAUGUCCACCAUGUUCUUCUGCCAUUUUGGGCUAGACGAUGGAAGCACUGGCCUGAAAGAAAAGGAAGUGUCCGACAGAAAGACUCACCCAGUCCUAUGUCAUGGCCAGUGGUGCUAUUCCUAAAACAGGCACGGCCAAUGGACACCCAAUGAAGGCACAACUGCAAAUUAUAGUGCUAUCAGCCAAACUGAAAGAUAACAAGAAGAACUGGUUUGGGCCCAGUCCGUAUGUGGAGGUUGCUGUGGAUGGCCAGUCCAAGAAGACAGAGAAAUGCAACAACACCCACAGUCCCAAAUGGAAACAGCCUCUCACAGUGAUUGUCACUCCUUUCAGCAAGCUGGUGUUCCGCGUGUGGAGCCACCAGACGCUGAAGUCUGACGUGCUGCUGGGAGUAGCGACCCUGGAGGUCAGCGAGACCCUCAAGAACAAUGACAUGAAGAUCUCGGAGGUGGUGCAGACUCUGCAGCUGAGUACAGACAGAGACCACAUGGACCUGGUGGGCGACCUGUCUGUCUGUCUGGACGGCAUGACGGUGGACCCUGAGAUGUUCUCCUCCGCAGAGGCCAGCCACCAGGGUACAGCCAAUGGGGAGUCCCAGUACAAUGGAGAUCAACAUGGUGUCAGGGGCAGUCGAGACAGCUCUCCAGCUGUGGACGUCGUGGAGCACAGGUCGUCCCCUGGCGGUCGCCGGGCCGUGAAUGGUACGGGGUCUCCCUCACUGUCAGCAGGGGGCUCCAAGCCCUUCCGCCCCCCUCGGCCCUCCAGACCCCCACCCCCCACCCCACGGAGACCCACCCCCUCCCCAGCAUCCUCCAACGGCUCCAUACCGACAGACGGCAGCGAAGGUCCCUCUGGAUCCAACACCCCGGUCCGGGCUUCUGCCUCCAGAGCGUCCUCAGGCCCAGAGCCUCCUCCAGCCCAGGACCAGCCCCCAGCCCCAGGAACCCCAGCACCGGGAGCCCCAGCCUCUGGAGCCCCAGCCCCGGGAGCCCCAGCCCCAGGGGUCCCCUCCCCUGCCUAUGGGGCUCCAGCCCCUGCAGCCAGACCUCCACCCGGAAUCUCCCCUGGUCCUCCUGGACUCGCCCCUGCCAGCACAGGCCCAAUGCCCCCAGGAUGGGAGCAGAGAGUGGACCAGAGUGGCAGGCUUUAUUUCGUCGACCACGUGGAGAAGAGGACAACAUGGGAACGUCCUGAACCCCUGCCUUCUGGCUGGGAGCGCCGCGUGGACCCCAUGGGCCGCGUCUACUUCGUGGAUCACAUGACUCGCACCACCACCUGGCAGCGCCCCACCAUGGAGUCGGUGCGUAACUACGAGCAGUGGCAGCACCAGCGCAGCCAGCUGCAGGGACACAUGCAGCAGUUCAACCAGAGGUUCAUCUUCGGGGAUCAAGCUCCAGCUCAGAAUAAGGAGUUUGACCCCCUAGGCCCUCUGCCGCAUGGAUGGGAGAAACGGACAGACAGCACUGGGAGAGUGUACUUUGUACAUCACCCCACACGGACCACGCAGUGGGAGGAUCCACGUACACAGGGGCUGCUGAACGAGCAGGCCCUGCCAGAGGGCUGGGAGAUGAGGUUCACGGUGGCUGGCAUCCCCUACUUUGUGGACCACAACAGGAGAUCCACAACCUACAUCGACCCUCGCACAGGAAAAUCCUCACUUGAAAAUGGGCCUCAGAUUACAUAUGUUCGAGACUUCAAAGCCAAAGUCCAGUAUUUCAGAUUCUGGUGUCAGCAACUGUCAAUGCCUCAGCACAUCAAGAUCUCGGUCACGCGCAAAACCCUUUUCGAGGACUCCUUCCAACAAAUCAUGAGCUUCAAUGCGCAGGAUCUGCGUCGAAGACUGUGGAUCAUCUUCCCUGGAGAAGAAGGCCUCGACUAUGGAGGGGUGGCCAGGGAGUGGUUCUUCCUGCUGUCUCACGAGGUGCUGAACCCCAUGUACUGUCUGUUUGAGUAUGCCGGGAAAGACAACUACUGCCUCCAGAUCAACCCUGCCUCCUACAUCAACCCUGACCACCUCAAGUACUUCAAGUUCAUAGGACGCUUCAUUGCCAUGGCUCUGUUCCACGGGAAGUUCAUAGACACAGGGUUCUCCCUGCCCUUCUACAAGCGCAUCCUGAACAAGCCCUGGGCACUGAAGGAUCUGGAGUCCAUCGACCCAGAGUUCUACAACUCCCUCAUCUGGAUCAAGGAGAACGACAUCGAGGAGUGUGGUCUGGAGAUGUACUUCUCGGUAGACAAGGAGAUCCUGGGUGAGGUCACCACCCACGACUUGAAGCCUGACGGGGGAGACCUCCAGGUGACGGAGGAGAACAAGGAGGAGUACAUCAGGCUGGUGGCUGAGUGGAGGCUGUCUCGGGGAGUAGAGGAGCAGACCCAGGCCUUUUUUGAAGGCUUCAACGAGGUCCUUCCCCAGCAGUACCUGCAGUACUUUGAUGCCAAAGAGCUGGAGGUGAUGCUGUGUGGGAUGCAGGAGAUAGAUCUGGCUGACUGGCAGAGGAACACCAUCUACAGACACUAUGCCCGCAGCAGCAAGCAGAUCCUCUGGUUCUGGCAGCUGAUUAAAGAGAUGGACAAUGAGAAGAGGAUGAGGCUGCUGCAGUUUGUCACCGGCACCUGUCGCCUGCCCGUCGGAGGUUUUGCUGACCUCAUGGGGAGCAACGGCCCCCAGAAGUUCUGCAUCGAGAAAGUGGGGAAGGAGAACUGGCUGCCCAGGAGUCACACAUGCUUUAACCGUCUGGACCUGCCGCCCUACAAGAGCUACGAGCAGCUGAAGGAGAAGCUGAUGUUUGCCAUCGAGGAGACGGAGGGCUUUGGCCAGGAGUGAUGGAGAGACAGGAGUGAUGGAGAGACAGGAGUGAUGGAGAGACAGGAGUGAUGGAGAGACAGGAGUGAUGGAGAGACAGGAGUGAUGGAGAGACAGGAGUGAUGGAGAGACAGGAGGGACGAUAGGCGGGGGGGGUGGGUGGGUGUGGAAGGUCUGUGCGAGCGUGCGUGCAUGUGUGACAGCCCCCGAAGCAGCACGCUAGGUCUUACUCCAUCGACCUUGCACUAGCACGACACCACGUUUCCAGCCUCAAACCAGAGAGGCUGCUCCUACACAUCUCUCAGAAUGUCCUCAACUAUUAUGCAUGGAAGCCCGCCCUCUAUGACAUCAUAUUCAUGGGACACCGGACUACUGCAGAUCUUUCCCACCGUACCAUGCCUCACCUAUGAUGUCUGUAUCCCAAAGCGUUCUCUUGAGAUAUUGGACACUUUUAUUUUAAAAAGGCCUCUGCUGAUCAUGCAGCAUGCAGACGGAGAGGGCCUCCCAUAGAAGACCUUCUAGCACCAAGAUUGUCACCUGGACUGAUAUUUGAAUAUCUCGAGUCUUGAUUUGUAACGUGGGAUGGUUGAAGGUAUUAUUAUCUUACUGAAGACACCAUUAGAAUCUCCCAGAUCAAAUGAAUCCCUAUCCGAAUUAUUUUUAUGAAUAGCAAAGCAAUAUUGUUGGCAGCACAGCAUUGUUAAAUGGAUUGGAAUACCAUCUUGGUGCUAAAAAGUGUCCAUGAAACUGACAAACUGAGACAGGACAUUUUGUUCAACACAUCAAGCAUUUACCUGUGAAUGGAUGAACGACUGUAAGGGGUUUAUGGCUCCCUAUAUUUAUAAUGGUACAUAUAAGAACAUGAAUGUGUCUGCAGGUUUACCCCUAGUUUUAUAGGGUCACUGUGACACAUCAAUUACUAUAUAACAUCCUAGUUAACAGUAUUCUGGAAGUGUGAAAUGAUUUGUGUCCAGAAUGUUGACACUAAGAUGUUACAGCCUACCUCCUGGAUAGGUGGAUUAAAGAUGAACAUUUAGGCUCCGUUUUUCCAUCACAGAUUAUUCUUAAUCCUAAACUACAAGGCCCAAUAAGAAAAUCUUCACUUUUUGACUUGUCAAAAAUCUGUUUCUAAGAAAUCAGACAAUUGUGUGCUGAGAAGCUGUCUAAUUUACCAGCUGUUUUAUAGGCUUCAACUUAGUAUUCAUCUGAAUAUUCUGGUUUCUUGGAUCUAGAUUAAGACUAAAUGUAUUAAAAGGAUUCUUCCACAGAGAUAAAUUAACAUCAAGUGACAACAGCUGUAAUUUAGGGUUUUAUUAAUUUGUGUCUUGGAGACCAUUCUAUGGUGUGGAACUGCGCCUCUUUAAAACAUUUCAUCGUGUCGUCACUCUGGGUAAAUUGGGGAUUGAAAUCCUAGGGAAGAAAGUGUAAAUAUAAUUGCAAGUUGCAAACAGAAUCUCAUCUCCUUUUAUUUUUGUCUCAAGAAUUCUCCUUAUGCAAAUAUAUCCCCUCCCCCGGCCUGCCUGUACAUUACCCUCUUGUAAAUGGUGUUAAUAACAAAUCUAAAUUUCUUUUUGUAAAAUAUUAAGAAAUGAUUUUAGAAAUAACAAGGGUUUAUCGUAUAGUAGCAUUUUAAUUCUCCUGAUUUCCUUUUUGAUUAUGUACAUGUGUAAAAAAAACAACAAAAAAAACAGUUCACCUAAAUAAAUUAAAUCUAUGGGUCAA
Molecule: messenger RNA, 5003 nt
Organism: Osmerus eperlanus (European smelt)
Lineage: Eukaryota; Metazoa; Chordata; Actinopteri; Osmeriformes; Osmeridae
Product: E3 ubiquitin-protein ligase Itchy-like
Exons: 24
Coding region: 579-3302 (907 amino acids)
Biological process (GO): protein K63-linked ubiquitination; proteasome-mediated ubiquitin-dependent protein catabolic process; protein K29-linked ubiquitination
Cellular component (GO): cytoplasm
Molecular function (GO): protein binding; ubiquitin protein ligase activity
Source: RefSeq, a predicted model, not a curated record